AUGAUCUCGCAACUCCCCUCACCCGUCCUCUCGGUCGCCGCCGACGCCGUCCGGGAGCUUGAAGGCGAGGACGCCCUCUCUGGACUCUGGGCUCUGUUCACAAAGUGCAAAGAGUCCCUCAAGGACGGCCGGCGGCUCGAAAACAUCUCCUGGCGUCUCUGGUACCGCGAAAUCGCUGCACAGCAGACCUUUACCUCGCCAGGCAGCCUAUCCCCGCCCUUCUCUGAGAAACAGCGGAGUCCAACUCCUAUCACACCCAUAUCAGAGGACGACGAGAAGGCUCAUGAGCGUGGUAUGUAA
This is a messenger RNA of Fomitopsis serialis, 300 nucleotides long. RefSeq lists its product as uncharacterized. Gene Ontology annotation, cellular component: cytoplasm. The record is from RefSeq and is a predicted model, not a curated record. Gene Ontology annotation, biological process: regulation of nitrogen utilization; mitochondria-nucleus signaling pathway; negative regulation of transcription by RNA polymerase II. The coding region runs from base 1 to 300 and encodes 99 amino acids. The transcript has 2 exons. NCBI's taxonomy places the organism in Eukaryota, Fungi, Basidiomycota, Agaricomycetes, Polyporales, Fomitopsidaceae.